Saccoglossus kowalevskii is the source of this 1434-nucleotide messenger RNA. RefSeq lists its product as uncharacterized. The record is from RefSeq and is a predicted model, not a curated record. Lineage: Eukaryota; Metazoa; Hemichordata; Enteropneusta; Harrimaniidae.
AUGUGUGUACAGCAAAGGCAUCAUCGGUGUGUGGUUGGAGUGUUGAUGGCUGUAACUAUAAUGGUGUGUGGGUUGUACCAGGUUGGCAUUUCAAGGUAUACGUCGGCGACUGGUGUUAACACCGUUAGUCAAAACAGAAUUCUUCCGUCAGGGAAUUUAGUCAUAGCUGUUCAAAAAUAUCUGAAUGUGUCGUCUGCUAUAAAAAUCACUAACAUUCAACGACGAAACAACAUUAGUAAUGAUAUGAUAUUAAAAGCGUUGACACGUGUGACCUCACUGACGAAACUGAGACAAUCACUGGAAGAUGUUAUAGUAAAAAGAAGAAACCUAACUAUUGGUGUCACCGGUGGGUCAAUUUCAACAGCCACUGGCGUGGAAUCUGAAAACCUUUAUGCAAAUUUACUAAGUGAUCUCCUAUCUGGUAUUGGGAUAGGCAGCUCUGUGCAAAAUGGCGCGGUCGGAGCCACGGGCAGUCUGUAUCACUUCUACUGCAUGGAAUCACAUUUGAACUUGCAACAACUGGAUAUUCUACUCUGGGAAUGCGCGGAAAAUGACCUUGUCGACGACAAUGGAUGUGUUCACCAGGAAGAAUUGACAAGGAGGAUUUUGAGCUUGCCUUCAGGACCGCAGCUCAUAUAUGUGAAUUUUAUAAUGAGUCAAACGGCAGAGUCGCCAGUAGGGACUUCAGCUAGCGGCAAUUGCAGCAAAAUGCUAAGCAAAUACUACGAUGUACCAUCUAUUAGUUUGCUCGACUCAGUAGAUGAUAUGAUCAGCGCUCGCAAUACAAAGAGUCUUUUCAGUCCUCGUGAUCACAACCAUCCAAGCACAAAAUCUCACAAUAUGAUUGCGAUAUAUCUGUUUUAUAUGAUUAAGAAUGCCUUUGUAUACACUCUCAAAGAAUUCAACGGUAAGCGAGAUACGAUGGUGAAAACGUCUUAUCCGCUCGCGAAUGAACUCCCCGAGUCACUAUACAACUCUACUGUUCACAUCAAUCAACCACAGUGUUGGACAACUAUGUUAUCUGGCUCUGGGACCAAAACGCCACUUGAAGCAAUGGAACGCGAUAUUGGAUGGAGACUGUUUACGUGUCCAGACAGGAUGGCCCACCAGGGAAGGGUUGAUAAAAAACGUUAUUGGGUGUCGAGAAAACCUAACCAAACAAUAGUCUUUAGUGUCAGCAUCGAACCUUACAAGAACCUGAAAAGUAAACUGUUAAUUGGUAAAAUCAACGAAAAUUCUCGUGGACCGGCUUUAGUUUGGCUUGAUGGUGAAUUCAGUCAUCGACGACACAUUAACGUUGGGUAUAACACUGAUAAUUACUCUGUUUACAGUGCGUUCACAAACAUAGCCCCGGGUAACCAUGCAAUCGCUAUACGAUCAGGAGAGAGGCCUUUAAAGAUUUCAACAAUUAUUAGUGUAUAUGACAAAGACUAA